UAAUGACAGAGACAGUAGAACAUCUUCGUGAUUUCAAUUACUUUAAAUUGAAUACAGACGUAAAAUCUAUUCUAGCUGAAUACAUAUGGAUUGAUGGAACUGGAGAAAGAAUGAGAUCAAAAACUAAGGUAUUUAAUUCAAUUAUUAUUUUAGGUUUAUAAAGACCCAAUUACUAAACUAUCUGAUUUAGAAUGGUGGACUUAUGAUGGCUCAUCAACAGAAUAAGCUAAUACUAAAUGGUCUGAAAUAUAUUUGAAACCUGUAGUCUAUGUUAAGGAUCCAUUUAGAGGUAGUCCACAUGUUUUAGUAUUGUGUGAAACAUAUCUCCCUGAUAAAAAAACACCAGCUAGAUAUAAUUUCAGGUUUUUUUUCUUUUAAAUAUAUUUUUAGAUUCAUUGCCAAUGAAAUUAUGGAAAAAGCUAAAGACUUUAAACCUUGGUUUGGAAUAGAAUAGGAGUACUUUUUAUUAAAGAGGACUGGUACAACUCAUAUUUGGCCUCUUGGUUGGCCAACAGGAGGAUUUCCUUAUCCUUAAGGAAGAUAUUAUUGUUCAAUAGGAGAAAGAAACAAUUUUGGAAGAGCUUUAGCAGAAGCACAUCUAAGAGCUUGUUUAAAUGCUGGUCUGAAGAUAGCUGGUAUCAAUGCUGAGGUUGCACCAUCUCAAUGGGAAUUCUAAAUUGGUAUUGCUGAAGGAAUUGAAAUUGGAGAUCAUCUAUGGUUAGCCAGAUACAUAUUAGAGAGAUUAGGAGAGGAAUUUGGUAUCGAUAUAAACUAUGAUCCAAAACCAAUUUUGGGAGAUUGGAAUGGAUCAGGUGCUCAUACAAAUUAUUCAGAUGUUAAAACUAGAGGACCUGGAGGAUAUCAAUAUAUAGUUAAUGAAUUGAUUCCAUUAUUACAAAACACACAUUAAGAAGUGUUAAAGUUAUAUGGAGCCAAUAAUGAAUAGAGAUUGACAGGUAAUCAUGAAACAAGUUCAUAUACUACUUUUUCAUGGGGAGAUGGUUCAAGAGGAGGAUCCAUCAGAGUACCUGUAAUUACAAAAGAAUUAGGAGCUGGGUAUUAAUGAUAAUCCUAUAUAUUUUUAGUUAUUUGGAAGACAGAAGACCAGCUGCUAACAUAGAUCCAUAUUUAGUAAGUGCAGUCAUUGUUGAUGUAGCUUUAUUAAAUAGUACCUAUGUGAAUCAACUUAAAUAAUUAUUAGUUGAUUCUGCCAAGCAAUUGUGAA
This is a messenger RNA of Paramecium pentaurelia, 1225 nucleotides long. Lineage: Eukaryota; Ciliophora; Oligohymenophorea; Peniculida; Parameciidae. The record is from the annotation of a GenBank genome assembly.